Candoia aspera is the source of this 6379-nucleotide messenger RNA. RefSeq names its product SEL1L adaptor subunit of SYVN1 ubiquitin ligase (gene SEL1L). The coding region runs from base 17 to 2419 and encodes 800 amino acids. Lineage: Eukaryota; Metazoa; Chordata; Lepidosauria; Squamata; Candoiidae. Gene Ontology annotation, biological process: ERAD pathway. Gene Ontology annotation, molecular function: protein binding. Gene Ontology annotation, cellular component: endoplasmic reticulum membrane. The record is from RefSeq and is a predicted model, not a curated record. The transcript has 21 exons.
UGUCGUUUUCGGCGGGAUGGGUGUUCUUGCGCCGGCCGGCCUGCGAUGGUUCCUCGCAAGGGGGGCGGCGUUGCUGCUGCUCCUCCUAUUGCUAACGGCCAUCAGCUUGGCUGCCGCUGAUGAAGAAGUUGCUCAAGAGGAGUCCUUUGAAUCAAAGUCAACCUUGCCUUCUGAAGAACAAGUGAAUGACCAUUCAGCAGGAGCCCAAGUGGUAGCAGGUCAGAUCUUUAUUGAUUCUGAGGAUCCAGAAGCUCUAGCUGAAGAUGGAGAUAGUUUUGAGAGACAGGAAGAAGACAAGGAAAGGACUUUGGAGAAUUUAAGCUCUUUAGAACUGUCUGCCUUAUUAAAUAAAGAGUUGGAAGAAGCAGAAAAAACAGUUUUGACAGCAAUUGGAGGAACUGCAGAUGGUGAGUUAUGUCACUUCCCCUUUCUCUUUCUGGAGAAGGAAUAUUCAGAAUGUACUGCUGAUGGGAGAGAAGAUGGAAGACUAUGGUGUGCAACAACUUAUGACUACAAGAGUGAUCAAAAGUGGGGCUUUUGUGAAACUGAAGAGGAAUCUCAUAAGAGAAGACAAAUGCAGGAAGCAGAAGAUGUGUACCAAACGGGGAUGAAAAUCCUUAAUGAGAGUAGUAAAAAGGCCCAGAAGAAAGAGGCUUAUCAGUAUCUUUUGAGAGCUGCUGAUAUGAAUCAUACUAAGGCGAUGGAAAAAGUGUCUUAUGCAUUAUUGUUUGGUGACUACUUGAAGCAAAAUAUUCAGUCAGCUAAAGAACUGUUUGAGAAACUGACUGAAGAAGGAUCUCCUAAAGGUCAAAUGGCCCUUGGAUUUCUAUAUGCUUCUGGCCUUGGUGUUGAUUCCAGCCAGGCUAAGGCACUAGUUUAUUAUACUUUUGGUGCUCUUGGAGGAAAUUUAAUAGCACACAUGAUUUUGGGCUAUCGGUACUGGGCUGGAAUAGGUGUCCUUCAGAGCUGUGAAUCUGCACUUACACAUUACCGCCUAGUAGCCAACCAUGUGGCCAGUGAUAUCUCUCUGACAGGAGGCACGGUGGUUCAAAGAAUUCGUCUGCCAGAUGAAGUAGAAAAUCCAGGGAUGGCAAGUGGAAUGUUGGAGGAAGAUUUAAUACAAUAUUACCAAUUCUUAGCUGAAAAGGGAGAUGUUCAAGCACAGGUAGGGCUUGGGCAGUUGCACCUGCAUGGAGGAAGAGGAGUAGAGCAAAAUCAUCAGAGAGCUUUUGAAUACUUCAACCAAGCAGCUAAUGCUGGCAACUCACAUGCAAUGGCAUUUUUGGGGAAGAUGUAUUCAGAAGGAAGUGAUAUUGUACCUCAAAGCAAUGAAACGGCCCUUCAGUAUUUUAAGAAAGCUGCUGACAUGGGCAAUCCGGUAGGACAGAGUGGUCUGGGAAUGGCUUAUUUAUAUGGAAGAGGUGUUCCAGUGAAUUAUGAGCUGGCCUUGAAAUAUUUCCAGAAGGCAGCAGAGCAAGGAUGGGUCGAUGGGCAACUUCAGCUGGGCUCUAUGUACUACAAUGGCAUUGGAGUCAAGAGAGACUAUAAGCAAGCCUAUAAAUUUUUUAAUCUGGCUUCUCAAGGGGGCCACAUUCUGGCCUUCUAUAAUUUAGCACAGAUGCACGCUACUGGCACUGGAGUAAUGCGGUCCUGUCAUACUGCAGUUGAGCUAUUUAAGAAUGUAUGUGAACGGGGCCGUUGGUCUGAGAGGCUUAUGACUGCUUACAACAGCUAUAAAGAUGGCAGUACAAAUUCUGCAGUUGUUCAGUAUCUCCUUUUGGCAGAACAAGGCUAUGAGGUUGCACAAAGCAAUGCUGCCUUCAUUCUUGAUCAAAAAGAGGCCAGCAUAAUAGAAGAGAAUGAAACCUAUCCCAGAGCCUUAUUACACUGGAACAGAGCAGCCUCACAAGGUUACACUGUUGCUAGACUAAAACUUGGAGAUUACCAUUUCUAUGGCUUUGGCACCGAAGUUGAUUAUGAAACUGCAUUUAUUCAUUACCGCCUGGCAACAGAGCAACAGCACAGUGCCCAAGCCAUGUUCAACCUAGGAUACAUGCAUGAAAAAGGACUUGGGAUUAAGCAGGACAUUCACCUUGCAAAACGCUUCUAUGACAUGGCAGCUGAUGCUAGUCCAGAUGCUCAGGUUCCUGUCUUCCUUGCACUCUGCAAGUUAGGAAUUAUUUAUGCCUUCCAGUAUGUACAAGAAACCAAUAUCAAAGAGAUAUUCUCACACCUGGACAUGGAUCAACUCUUGGGACCUGAGUGGGACCUUUACCUCAUGACCAUCAUUGCUUUACUUUUGGGCACAGUAAUUGCUUACAGGCAGAGGCAGCAUCAAGCAUUCCCAAGGCCUGUGGGGCCACGACCAGCGGUACCUCCUCAAGAACCUGCUCCAGAACAGCAGCCACCCCAGGAGUAGCAGCUGGAGACUCAAUGGAGUGAACUGGAAUUUCCAGCUGGGACUGUUUUUGCGAUCUUUUGACAACAGAUCAAAUAGCCACAUGCACACAAGAUUCAGAAAGUGUUGAAUUGAGAAAGCAGUUAAGAAUUAUCCAUUUUUUCAGGGAUAUGCAUCUUUUUUUGAGAUGGAGCUGAAUGUUAUUUCAGUGCCAAUGGAAUAACAAAAUAGAUUUUGUGAAAAAGGAAUGUGCUACUUCAAAAGUGAUGCCUACUAUAUUUAGUUCAUUCAGUGCCCUUUUCAACUGUCCUUUGAUAGUUCAAAAAGAAAAAUAUUAUGAGGUUGAAUAUGAGAAUAUCGGACCUUGUGCUCUUUUAAGUAAAAGGCUGUAAUCUUUUCCAAGUAUGUUUGCCGCUGUGAUAAACUGGAUUUUACUUUAUGGUUCUCCCAAUUGUUUUAAAACCAUCUUAAACCUCUGUAGUAGUGUCAGCCAUGAGUGUCUGGAUGCUUUAAUCUAGAUUUACCAGUCAUAAACAGAUACAUAUUUAUGGGCUACUCUUCCUAAAGAUCAGGGUUAAAAUAUGACUUACACUUGUGAAAUGACUAUUUAAAUAAGAUGAAACCUCCAUACUUUGUCUAGCAUUCAGACUUGCUUGAAUUAUGCACAUUCAAGAAUCUGACUUGUGUAUCUUUUCCCAAGUAUACAAGGCAGCUUGUUUAGUCUUCCUUUUUUAUUGUUUCACAAAUAUGCCAAGAUUAUCCAAGCAGUGGGCUGAAAAAAGAACCAGUGUUAAUCAACUUCAGAAGAGCUCUUUAUUGCAAUGUUUUUUUCUGAAGUGUGUUCUCAUUGGGUAAUGUUGGUUUGCUUUUCAGUCCAUCAUAAUACAUUUUUAUGAGUCAGACUUAUUUUGGAUAGAAGAUUGUGCAAUUAAGAGUUCUUAAUAUAACUGCUAUCUACAUUUCUCUUUAAAAUAUCCACUCUAAUUUUAUGUUGCACAUGGCACUUGGAGAACAAGUCAGUGUAUAUGCAUAUAGUAGACUAUUCUAAUGGUGUUGCUUUAUAACAGCCUUACAAUUAUGAGCUUGCCAGUCUGACAGUGCCAGUCCCCUAUGCCAGCUAUGCUCUGGGUAGAAUGCAUGUGAUUUUUAAGCUUUUGCAAAAUGAGAAUGGAGCACUUGGCCAGGGUUGAAGCAUGGAAAUCUCCAAAACAAUGAGAUGAGUCAUAUGAGUUACAAUAGAAAAUCUAAUCCCCAAAUUUCCCUUGCUAUGUCAUGAAAAUAACUAUGAUAUAUUUUUGCUGUAAUAUUAAUUUAUGAAGAUUUUAAAGUACUACACAAAGAAAAAACACAACAUAUAUUGGCUGAAGACCUAAUUUAAAAAAAAAAUACCCUUUGCUACCAUGGCAAAUGUAGAUGUUUCUAGUGCAUCAUUAUAUAACCUGUGAGUACCCUUGAAAGAAAUAUAAUUAAAUGCUGUUCUCUGGAAUCUAAACCUCAUUAAGUGCAUUUAGGAAGUAUGCAAAUUCUCUAUGUAUCAAUAGGAUCUCUCAUAUUAACUUAGAACACAUGAUUAGAACAAGAAGAGUCUCCUUGUAAUGAAAGUAGAGAAAGAGAGAUUGUCUUUGUAUGAAUCUGAAAUACAAGGAUGUUUUUGAACAAGAUUAUUUGUAUCUACAGGAAGUAGUUCUAACAGCAAGGCAUGUUGUGUUUUAACAGCAGUAUUACUAAGACAGGUAGCCAUGUAGAUAGAGCUUUUCUUCCAAUUGUACACAUUGGAUAAGAUGAAAAUCUCUUGCAAUGAAUACAAGAUGUCCAAAACUCAAAAGAGAAACAUUAAUUUUGAAAUCCUGUAUUUAGGCUGCAGUUUUUUUAAAAAAAAUUGUAUGUGGGAAAGAAAGCUUAAUUAGCUAUUUCAGUAAAUCUCAGAAAAGCUUGCCUCUUCUCCAAUAAAAGGUGCAAAUGGAAAAAUAAUGUUCAAGUCCUUAGUUUGAGUAAUGGUCUGCCCUUUGUGUACAUGCGUGUAAUGUGUACAAACCUUUAUGUGGUGAACUCCAGAAAUGUAUAUUAACAUAAAUGAAAUCUAAAUUAUUAUACUGAAACUACUUUUUCUGAAAUAUAACUAGUAAUUCUUCAAAACUAUUAAAACAUUUCCGAGGCCUUUCCCCUCUGAUAUUACUUUUAAUUGCUACUGUGGGUAUUAUUUGUGCUCCUUAAUUAGAAGAAUAUAAUGAUGGAUUCUAUAUGCUUAAACUUCAUCUGAUGUAGUAUCCAUUCCUGCAUCUAGCACUUCAAGAUAAUACAUAAAUGAAUUACAUUUUACUCCCUUUUAACUUUCUGCUUUCAAAAGUCAAGAUAAGCAAUACAUGUGCUUCCUGUUUUUUAGCGUUGCCUCAUCUAUAUAAAAAUACUGAUUUAGGUUUUAUAUAACUAAGAAAAACAUCAAGCUAACUCAGGGAUUUAAGAAUGACUAAAUCUUCUAGGUUAUCUGCCUAGACUAUAGUAUCUUUGAUCAUUCUGUUCUAUCCUAAAUUGAACUUUUACCAUUUAUUUUAAUUAAAAUGAACACUACCAGAAUAAAAGUACUUAAGUUCUGUUGGUGCUAGGGAAAAGACUUUAAUUUUUAAAUUUUAAUAUGGAAUAGAGUUUAGUAAGCAACCCACUUACUCUCUGAAGGAGGGUGAAUUAAACUUAAUCUAAAUAGGCUAGUUGACAGGGAUCAAAUGUUUGAAUUCAAAUUGUUAUAAUUGGAAGGCAUUCUUCUAUAUUUACUGGAAUGUAAAGGUGGUUUCUAUAAAAACAACAUGGCUACAGCUGGCCAAGGAGGAUUAGAACAUAAAGUUGCUUUAUUGCAGGCAUUAAAGUUCUGUUUAAAGUUCUUUAUUUCUUACCCAACCUUUUUUUAAAAAAAAAAAUCUUACUUUACCAAAUGUGAUAAAUAUUAUCAGAAGAAUGUUUUGGGGAAUAAAAUUAGAUACUGUUUGAAUAUUAUAGUUCAGAUUGUUAGUUGCAUUAACAUGCUAUGCAUAUGUAUGCAAACAUUUGUUCUGAGAUUUGCAUAAAAAUAAGGGACAGUUUUUGAGGAUUUAGUCAACAAUAUUUGAAAUUAUGGCAUAUGUUUUACCACAUCUGUGAGGCUGCUAGGAUCUACAUUCCUCCCCUCUGUAAUAUCAUAAAUGCAUCUUAAUCUAGAAUCUGUAAUGUGGCUCUCCAUAAGAAAAUACUUCAUUCUUUUUAACUAAUAUCUUGGAUGAAUGUUGAUCUUUAAGAAUGUGUUCCAGUGUAUCAAUUAUGUUCCUUAAUAGUGGUUUGAGACCUGAAAGUAAGUUUUUCUGCAUUUUAAGAAACCAAAUGUACAGCACUCAGACUAAAGGUAGCCAUCACUGUUAGAUCCAAUUUUUCAACAUAAGGUUUCAAGCAGUGCAAGCGCUUGCACAUACAACAUUAUUAUAUUAAAGCCAUGUACCUCCAGGCCACAGAUCCCUGGUGUGAAUGGGUGAAUUGAUACGAGUGGAAUCUCUGUGCAUCUGUCUGGACACAAGGCUUUAUUGCAAAUGAAUAUUGAUAGAAACAUACUGCAAGUCCUGGCUGGCUGAGGCUGGACUCAGGCCAAAAUACUCUGCUUGCUAUUUGUAAAGACCCCCAUGUGUCAGACCCUUCUAGUCUUUUAAUAUUUUAAACAGAGCACAACUGAAUUCCCUCAUUCCUUUCAAAGAAUUGGCAUGCUUUGAAUGAAUGCAUUUGCAGAGGGGAAGUUAAAACUGUGUCUGACGUGGGUUGACCUACAUUGGCAAAAGGGUAAGUCACUAAGUAUGUAUAAGGGGUUUUGUAAAUUUUCUUUUGUAUUUAAGAUGAUGCAGUAUAAAGGCUGGAAAAGUGUAAUAUAGCUGUAAACAAAUUCUGUUAAUAGAGAAAUGUACAGAUUCAUUUUGUACUAUAUCUUGUUGAAUAAAGAUGCCACUUUGGUGAUUGGCCUGUAAUGUA